UAAUUACUUACUCUAUUUAUUAAUUAUUUAAAAUUUGUCUGUCUGUUACAUUCACACUCAUACACCAACAUGUAACGCAAGUAAUACCAUCUGUCAGUAAAAUAUUGAACUAAAAUUUCUGUUCAGUUGAAUAUGAAGAUUUCUUUUUGAACUUUUAUUUGUGUUGAAAAAUUCAAUGGCGCUCGUUUAAUCAUUUGACUUAAAGACAUUGAUAAGAGAAGUUAAAAUAUGGCUGAGAAUCUCGCUGCUAAUUUGUUUGCGUUAAUAAAAAAUGAAUCUGUAAAAGCUGAACAGUGGAAACUUUUGGGACAAGAGAAAGACUGUUCGCUUUUGGUCGGAUGGAUCGAAGAAAACGAAAUUCUUGGUGAUUCAUUAUCGCGCUCAGUAAUUGGACAUUACGAUCGUGGUAAAGAAAAUCUUGAGGUAUUGUAUCAUUUUCCGAGUGUACUAAAUGUCGUCCAAGCGACGAUAAAUCAAAGCCACACUUUACUUGGAGUUGUUGUUAAAGAAAAAAUAAAAGUACCUAAAGAAGAUGAUAAAGAAAAUCAAGAUGAGGAUAAUGACAAUGAUAAUGAAGAAAAGAAAGAAUCAGACACGUGUUUAGAUACUGAAUUAGAAGUAUACAAAGCUUUUAUAAUUGAAUUAGAGUCAGAUGAUAAAAAAAUACACACUGUGAUUACUGAAAGACGCAAACAAAUUCGUAUACAAUUUUUAUACAAACAAAAACGUCAUACAGGUUUAGAUAAAUUUAUAGUUUUAAUUCAUCACGAGUGUAUAAUUAUGUACACUGCGAUAUUUAAUAGCUCAUCGGAUGUAGAUACAAUAAAAGAAUUAAAGUCUGAGACAAUUGUUAGGACAUUUACGUGGGCCCAAUGGGAUUCAACGAAUCAGGUGUUGUAUCAUAUCCAUAAUCGUCGUGCUCCAACUAGUCUAGUAACUGAAGAAGACAAUGAAAGUCGUUCCAAGACAACGAGUUCAUGUCCAACGCUCAGUGGUCUUCAGUUCCAUGAUGAAUUACCUCAUGAAACGGUGCUCAAUAUUCCUUUAAAUUUACCACGACCUCCUAGUACAGGAAACUGUGGAACUUACGAAGACGAUGUGAUUCCUUUAAGAGUUCAUGACUGUUCUUUAGACCUUAUAGUUAUUUCAGACCCCAAGGGAAUGGUCUGUGUAUGCCACCAUUAUCUCUAUCGACCAGUUCAGCCGCCUCAGCAUGUCCUAGACGCAUCACUCAGUGACUCAAAUACAGUUCACUUUGCGUACUCAGUAACUCUGCUCCAUCACAGCUGUGUUAUUCACUGUGUCGUACCUGGGAUACCCUGGUCUCAAGCUAAACUGAUGCGCCCAACUUUUGCUAUAGCCGGUGACUACAUGGUAGUCUUUGUUCAAGGAUCGUUUACUCAUCUACUGGAAAUCGGAGCAACUCAUGACCCCAGUUGUCAUAUUCUCUGCGGACCUUUACCAACAAUUUAUUCACACGCUUCAUAUUUAGUACCACUGUUGGAUCUCAAUAGCAAUAAAACAGUCGGGAAUAAUAAAAAAAUGAGCUUUGCUGAAGCACAAGAAGUAUCAAAUAUUAUGACGAUAGAUUUACCGACACUAGAUUUAAUGCCACUAACAAUCACCACAGAUUUUCUGAUUGAUGUCUUUAAAAAAGAGUCGUCUGUACACGUAAGACUCGGAAUAAUUCAUUACUUUAUGUGUCAUAGACACGAUCUAGAAGUCGUUGCUGGACUUGUGUCGAUAAUUUCUGAAAAACCUCGCGCUCUCGAUGUCGUUAAAUUUAUGCAAGAAAUAUUAAUCGGUAAUUCGUAUUCUUUAGUACAAAAAAAUUUACUUCCUGACGCAAUUCCACUGCUUUCAUUACUCCCAAUUACGACUGUCGAAGAAUGUGUCGGUUAUGAUGCUAAAAUUAGCGAACUGAGUAUAACACUGAGUCAUGAAAAAUUAUGGAACACAUCUGUGAUGCUGUUGUCUCCUCAGCAGCGACUGGUGCCCUACAGAAGUGAUUUAUGGACACGGCUGUGGGAUAAUCUUGGAAAAAGAAGUGAAAGCAAACCUAGAUUUAAAUUUAGUCAGAUAACUGAAAAAUUGUUGGUGUCAUUAGCGUGUUAUCAACCGGAAGUACUGUCAAGAUCUAGCACACCAAUGUCCCCAAGUGGAGGAUUAGUUUUAGCAACUGGAUCUUUUGGUGACUUGAUGAGUAAUCGCAGUAAUAAAAUUUUAGACUCUGCAUUACCGUUUAUAGAAGUGGAAAAUUGUACGGCAUCACGGCAAGAGCAUAUCGUUGCUGUUAAUUUACGCGAAUUGUCAAUGUAUUUAUUGAAACAUGCCACUAACGCUCCAGCUACUUCAUAUGUCUCAUGUACGCCUCUGCAAGUCCACGCGAUGGCAACCAGACAUAUAGCAGCCCAACUAGAAAGCUCAAGAUCACUUUGUCAAAUGUUAUGUCGUGCUGCUAAUGUUGACCCUCGAUUAGAACAAGAGCGCGGUUUUGUUCUUAUAGAUCAAUUAGAUGAAACUAGAAGAAAUUUACUCUUUACUUUAUUAGAACGUUAUCGUUACGCUAUCGAACUGAUUGCAUUCCCUGUACCACAAGGGUUUUCAUCAUUUUUUACAUAUCUAGGCUACCGUAGUCUUAAGUAUCCCAUGUUUUUACAGUACGUUGAGCGAUCUGUCUUUGAAUUACAAGUCGAUGUUACUAAAAUCAUUAUCGCAGAUAUCAGUGACACUAAAGAAAACGCUACCAAGAAAUUGCAUUUGCUGUCACUACUACCAAGAUCCCGUGCUAAAAGACUAUUGAAUCAGUGGCUACACCCUGUGAGCUUCAUGAUACGAGCUCGCGAACACGCUGGUAAUAUUUUAUCAGGUGAAAUUUGUCAGAAUCGUGUAAGAACUUCGCAACACUGUCAUCGGCACAACGAACUCGCUGCUUUCCCUUCAGCUGAUCGGCUGUCUCCUCUCGAUACUUUCCUUGACUUGUUAACUGCCAAAGCAAGUCUUGCAGAACUAGACUUUGGUCUGCUUAUAGAAGCAACUGUCACUUCCACAGAGGACUUCCUUUAAAUUAUAUAUGAUGUAUAUUAAAAUUUUUAUUUUUGCUCAACUAUUUGGUUUGUAAUAAUGGCAAAGUUUACUUAGUAGUUAUUUAUUUUUUUGAUUUAUAUUGAGACAUAUUAAUUAAAUUUUUUUGUUUUAUUAAAAGUUAAAUGUCUGAGUGCCAUGUAAAUAGUACAACUAAAUCUAAUUAUUUGAUGUAUGGUUAUUGCCCUUAAUUAAGUUAAUCGUGCUCUUCUCAGGUGAAAGUAGAGCAGCAUCCAGUAUUGAAUUCCUUUAAUUGUUAUUUAGUAAAUUUAUUAUAUAAUUAUAGUUAUAUAUUUAUAGUGUAAAAAAAUAAUUUUAUGUUAUUAAUGGGUUGUCUUUAAAUGAUUAUGUUUAAUAUAUAAUU
Molecule: messenger RNA, 3448 nt
Organism: Microplitis demolitor
Lineage: Eukaryota; Metazoa; Arthropoda; Insecta; Hymenoptera; Braconidae
Gene: pigeon
Product: protein pigeon
Exons: 4
Coding region: 229-3066 (945 amino acids)
Biological process (GO): positive regulation of amyloid-beta formation
Cellular component (GO): trans-Golgi network
Source: RefSeq, a predicted model, not a curated record